Messenger RNA from Rotaria sp. Silwood1, 441 nucleotides. The record is from the annotation of a GenBank genome assembly. Lineage: Eukaryota; Metazoa; Rotifera; Eurotatoria; Philodinida; Philodinidae.
AUGUCAAAUAAAGAUGAUGAAUCAAUUGAAAUGUUAUAUUCAAAAUCAUGUCUUGAUUUAAAUAUGGAUAUAGAAACAAAGUUAGAUCCAUGGCGUUCAUAUGAACAUAUUCGUAAACAUUAUGUUUUAGAAGGUGAUCAAUUACAUUGUUGUUGUUUAAAUGAUUUAUGUUCAAAUGAUGGAAGUAUAAUCGAUAAAUUAUAUGAUCUUGUUGAACGUUUAAAUGAAUGUGAAUAUUCAUUUAAUAGUCAAUAUGAUUUAAUAGAAAAUGUUAAUAAAAUAAAUCGAAAAGAAAAUCCAUCUGGAUCAUUUAAAUCACGUUUUGAUUUAUCAUUAAAAUUAUUUUAUUAUUCUAUUGAAAAUAUCUUAACUAUUGGAGAAAAAAACAGAUUAAUUUCAAAUGAAUUUAAUUCACUACAAAUUCAACAAUCAUUUCAAUAA